ACACAUUAUUGGUUGUAGAAUCUGUUGGAAUACAAAUAAGUAGUAAAAAAAUAUUCACCGGUUUCAAUUACAGCCAUUUUUUACCCUGGACCACUGUGGAAGAUAUAUUUAUCAACGAGGUCAUCACAGGGCAAAGAGUACUUUACUACCUCACCUUUGUUGUCAAAGAAUUUGUCAACGGUGAGGAGAGGACGAGGCUGGUGCCAUUGUUUCAAGAAUUGAAACCAGCAAAAGAAUGCCUGGAGUAUAUGUACAAGGUGCUGGCAAACCUGAUUGGUCCAGAAUCCUGCAAACGGAGCCAGUCUUGAAUAUACCUGGUUCUUACUGGCUUUCGCAUCGACAACAUAUAUACAAGUUCACCUUUAAAUAUAGUGAGCCAAUCAGGGAGGGCGAGGAAUUUUUAUACAAGACUGAAUUGAUGAAAGUCAUCAGACGUAUAAUCAGGUAUCAACCUGAUCAAGGUCAGUUGAGUACCAGACACCUCUCUGUUAAUUACAGCCAUACUUUUUGGACACGUCAAGACAAAAUGUUUGCCAUGUUGAAAUUUCGCAACAGGCACGUAACAACGCCAUAUCCAGAGGCGUUCAUACUGACCAUUCGUGUUCAUGCCGCACCAACGUUGCCACUGGUAGAUUGCGGUUCGGAACAGACCGAGGGCAAUCAGAACAGCUUGAGGCUUCAUCAGUUUGUAAAUCUCCAAAAUCAUCCGCAAGCAAUCAUGUCAAGCGUUCAUAGGCGUAAAUUAUUGCCAGAUAUUUCAUCAAAGUGUAAAGGUUCCGAACAGAUGCGGAAAGCAAGGGGCAGAUUAGUUACGUGGACGAAUUCGACUGCUGUUCAUAAUCCGGUGGAUUAUGACAGUAGUCAUUCAGAAUUUGAAAAAGUGAAGUUGAGCAGAAAUGAAAUAGGAAUGGCAAAGGUGAGUGGAGCAGACUCACAACCGGGUGCCUUACGCUUGUCAAACAUCACCGAUCAAGUCAUGGAAGGCUUGAUGUUUACCAUAAAGCAGGAUGAGGAUAAUAUCAGGGUGGUGGAAGAAAAAACAAAAAUGGAAUUGGAUGAAGUCUUGGAAAAUUCAGAGAACAUAGAAACUGAGGCAGGAGAAAAAUGUCUAGUAAAUUCCAGCCUACUUGGACUGCAAAAUCUUGUGAAAAAAAUUGAACAAUCCAGCAAGAAAGUCGAUAUUCCCACAUCGAUUCACACUGCUGCUAGACUUCACGAUAGAACUUUACCUUUAUCGAAUGUGAAAAUUCCUACUUACCAUGCUGAUUCAACAUUUUUGGGAAGAAAUUUGGAGUCAAAUGAUAAAGAUGUUCCAGAGAAUACAUCUUUAGAGAUAUCAACUCCCGUCCAAAAUGAAUUCACUCUGAUAAAAUCAGAAGGGUCAAGCUCGGUGAGCAUGGGAACGGAUAUUGCUGGAAAUUCAUGUAAAAGUUUAGUGAAAGAUACAUGCAACGAAAUUCCACAAACAUUGCAGAAUGUUGAGACAAAAAUGGUAGAUCACAACAGUGGGAGUGGCGGAAACGAAAAGAAUGACGACACCAAAAUUAACUUUAAAUUAGGUAUAGACACCAAGGUUCAAAUAGACAUGUGGAAGUUACUGCGAGAUAUUACGCGAGGGGUCAAAGUAAUGGUUGAGCGUAUCAGUGACUCUGCCAUAAAAAACGUUACUAGAUCCACAGAGAUUCCUUCGUGUGUGGCUAGAAGUGUAUCAUGUCACGUAUCAACAAAAACCUCAAAGUAAAGUGAUACGCAGGAAAAAGUGCACAGGAUUAAUGACGUUCCUUGAAAAAAUCCCCAGAUAUACCCAUAUUUGGUUGCUAAUUGAGAAUAGAUAGUUGUAAAGAUUGACAUCAUUUGUGAUGAACAUGUCCCCGAUUGAUUAAAAUAAAUCUAUGCAUCUAGACUA
Molecule: messenger RNA, 1906 nt
Organism: Athalia rosae (coleseed sawfly)
Lineage: Eukaryota; Metazoa; Arthropoda; Insecta; Hymenoptera; Athaliidae
Exons: 4
Coding region: 236-1741 (501 amino acids)
Source: RefSeq, a predicted model, not a curated record